GGCAUCUCAGUUUUCCCUCUAUGCCUCAUCCAAGUAACCCUAUUCUCCAGCACUUCUUUCUCUCUCUAGGUUGGCCCCAUUUUAUUUGUGUUUUUGAUACCAAUCAACCUUCUUCUCGCCCACACACUUUGGCAGGCCAAAACUAAACGCAAGCUCCCAUGGUGAAUCACAUCCUUUUAAUAGGAAUCAUGUCUUAGGAGUGAUGACUGCUUAGUGGCUCUUAAUAGGCGUCAACGUAGCUUGAGUCUUCCUUACGGCAAACCCUGCUGGGAUACAACCAAACCGCGGCUGAUAUAAAGCCACCUCCCUCUCCUCCCUCCCUCACUGUGCCCGCCUUUCUCUCUCUAACGCCCGCCCAUACUUCUAAUCCAGCUCUAUCCGAUGGGCACUCCACAGUUUGGUUCCAUUUGAUAUCUUCUGUUGGUUUUCACCAUACCAACCUGGUUUUUUUGCUCUCCUUUGCCCUCUCCUGCAGCGAAGAUGAUGAGCCAUGGCGUGUUGAAGCUGCCUCCUGGUUUUAGAUUUCACCCAACCGACGAGGAGCUUGUGAUUCAAUACCUGAGGCGCAGGGCGUUGUCCAUUCCGCUGCCUGCUGCUAUCAUAUCUGACAUAGAUAUCUGCAAGUAUGAUCCAUGGGAUUUGCCUGGUGAUGGGGAGAAUGCCAAGUACUUCUUCACAAGGAAGGAAACUAAGUACCCAAACGGGAAGAGGUCAAACAGGGCUUGUGCAUCUGGCUACUGGAAGGCCACUGGGAAGGACAGGGCGGUCCAUGCAUCCAGAAGCAACCUGGUUGUGGGUAUGAAGAAGAGCCUGGUGUUUUACAGGGGGAAGGCUCCUAAGGGAGCCAAGACCGAGUGGGUCAUGCACGAGUACAGGCUCAGUGAUUUUGGGCUUCAACCUUUCGUGUCAUUGCAGAUGAAGAACUCAAUCCAAAUUCCCAUGGAAGAUUGGGUUCUCUGCCGCAUAUUUCAGAAAAAGACUGCCCAGAGAAGACACACGAUCCUCCAAUACAUGGAGGGCCCUUGCAACAUGGCAAGGCCCAGGAGUCCAGCCAGGCCGGUUCUCAUUGACUUCAUGAUGGAGAACCAGAGAGAUUCCGAGACUUCAUCAGCGUCCAGCAGCAUCACGGAAGUCUCUUCCUGUGAAGCAAGUGACUCUGGGGACAGCAUCUCCAGCAGCAAGAGGGAGUAGUAGGGACGAGCCUCUUCCGGUCUCUUCGGUUGCAGCAUAAGGGAAAAGUAUGGCCCAACAAUGGACAGAGAACAGAUGUUUCAGCUUCAUUUAACCAGUUGUUGACCCCGCUGCAGCCUCCCUUUCCCCCUUCUUUUUCUUCUUUCCAUCCCCCUUUUCUUUCUCUUUCUUGUUUCUCUGCAUAGUUUUUUUACCCCUUUGAACUGCAAAAGAGAAAUGGAUGAGCAGCACCAGAAACGGCUGUUAACAUGUAGUCUGUACCCUGUAAGAGCGGAGAGCCUGUGAAUAGAAACUGCAAGUUCAGACCAAA
Nymphaea colorata (pocket water lily) is the source of this 1501-nucleotide messenger RNA. Its product is annotated as NAC domain-containing protein 83-like. Gene Ontology annotation, molecular function: DNA binding. Lineage: Eukaryota; Viridiplantae; Streptophyta; Magnoliopsida; Nymphaeales; Nymphaeaceae. Gene Ontology annotation, biological process: regulation of DNA-templated transcription. The transcript is spliced from 3 exons. Bases 481 to 1191 code for a protein of 236 amino acids. The record is from RefSeq and is a predicted model, not a curated record.